Molecule: messenger RNA, 801 nt
Organism: Macroventuria anomochaeta
Lineage: Eukaryota; Fungi; Ascomycota; Dothideomycetes; Pleosporales; Didymellaceae
Product: DUF636 domain-containing protein
Exons: 4
Coding region: 134-610 (158 amino acids)
Molecular function (GO): carbon-sulfur lyase activity
Source: RefSeq, a predicted model, not a curated record
GAGAAAUGCAAUUCUCUGUGCGGAGGGAUGGGAUUGUUACAAAUGCUCGCAGUAGCAUCCGAACCUGGCGCUCACCUCGGCUCCAAAGUCUCACCUCCUCUACUUCGUCCCCUGCCCCUUCAUCCAACCAACAAUGACAUAUAUUAAUCCUCGAGACCCACACAUAUCGACGCCAAACCUCUCGCCCACCGAGCCGCUACUCUUCGCGGGUGGCUGCUAUUGUAAGAAACUCACAUACACUAUCCGACUCGCGACGAAGGAUGAAGCACGGACGAUGGUAUGCCAUUGUAAGGACUGCAAGAAGACGUUUGGCAGUGUUUUUGGGGUUACGGUUAAGGUGCCGGUUACGGGUGUGCGGAUGACGGGGGAGAAGGUUAUGGUGCACAAGUCUGAUAACGGGUCGGGGUCUUAUUCGUACAGGGAGUUCUGCAACGAGUGCGGGAGUACGAUAUGUACUUAUGAGGAGCAAGCUAAGGACCACUUCCGCCAGAUUGCAUUGGGAUCACUUGAUGAUUCAAGUGCUUUCGAACCAAGGGGAGAGUUUUACUGUUCGCAAAGAGAAGGAUGGUUGCCUGAGGUACCGGGGAAAGCGCAGUUCUGGAAACAGUAGGGUGUUUUGGACGUAUUGGUCUACUUGCAUAGCGAUUUUGUCGCGCUAUCAAUCAAUCCGUACAAGGUCUGACUAUACCCGUAGUAGACUACCCUAGUCUAGUGUGUUACAGGUCAGGUAUAUAGUCGUCUUCUUCUAGCUAGAUAGCAACUCAGCGCAGUAUUCCAUCAACUCGAUAGUCCUACAUUGUC